AUGUCAUCUGCCGGCAAACGCUCGCUUCGUUUGCCUUCGUCUCCGAUUCAGGGGCAGGCGAAGCGACGUCGCGGUGCCGCUUCCAGCCCUCUGACUGCAAGUUUCAACUCUGCCAGUGGUGAGGCUUCUUCGCCUUCUUCGCAGUCGGGUAUAAACGUUCAAGCUUCUACAGCGUUUGAUAUAGCGGCGACAUAUCACAAUCUCCCACAAAUGUCUCUCCAAGCACCAGGUCCAGCUCCAACGUCGGUUGUAAGCAUGGCAUCUCAAACACCAUCUCGAACACAGACAAUCCGUUCACGAACAUCGCCAUCACUCCGCAUGGGAAGCUGCUCUCUCGACGAAAUGCUCCUCUCCAUCCCCCAAGGCCUCGCCUCUGCAGAACACACCCGCCGCAAAGACGCUCUUCAGCACGAAAUCACCUUUCAGGAACGCAAUCCGCCGAUUCUCCCGCCAUCUCAAGUCCAAGAUUUACCUCCGAAGCCGUUCAUAGCGGAUUUUCUAAAGUUCCCCGAUGGUAUCAGCGACCCGGAGCGUCUGCAGAUUGAAAUGCGUAAUAAUGAGAUUGCCGCUGAGCACCAAAAGAUUGAUCGCCAGCGGAACAACCAGGCGGCGAAGAAGUCUCGACAGGCUCGUCUUGAGGCGUUGAAUAAUACGAGGGUGCUGCUUAAUGAGAAGACGGCGGAGUGUGCUUGGUUUAGGAUGAAGGUGCUUGCGUUGGGGGGAAGCACGGCGGACUGGAACAUUGUGCCUGCGGGAGUCAAGACGAGGCUUGUUAAGGAGAUUGAUGGACGGGUGAAGGUUGUUGAGGGGGAGGUUGCGGAUGCGAAGAAGAGGGAGGAGGCGAAGAAGAGGGCGGAUAGGAAUAAGCGGAGGGCGGAGGCGAGGAAGGAAGAUGAGGGGGAGGAAGGGGAAGAGCAACAUCGAGAGUCUUCAGAAUAG
Molecule: messenger RNA, 939 nt
Organism: Trichoderma breve
Lineage: Eukaryota; Fungi; Ascomycota; Sordariomycetes; Hypocreales; Hypocreaceae
Exons: 1
Coding region: 1-939 (312 amino acids)
Source: RefSeq, a predicted model, not a curated record